This is a messenger RNA of Helianthus annuus (common sunflower), 1403 nucleotides long. RefSeq lists its product as uncharacterized. The record is from RefSeq and is a predicted model, not a curated record. Lineage: Eukaryota; Viridiplantae; Streptophyta; Magnoliopsida; Asterales; Asteraceae. Gene Ontology annotation, molecular function: S-adenosylmethionine-dependent methyltransferase activity. Bases 205 to 1212 code for a protein of 335 amino acids. The transcript is spliced from 8 exons.
AUGAUGUGGCAAGCAAACAUCCUCAAUCAACAAGAUGGUUUCUCUCGUUCAAAAUGAAGCCCCCAUGUGGUCAGCUGGUUUGUUGAUCACCACACAAACAAAAACAUCAAAAUUCAUCAUGAAACUCCCUCUAUACAUCAGCCUCUUCUUCUUCGUCUACAUCCGGCACCAAUUCAACAAAAAAAAACCAGAAAUUCACCAACAAUGGCAACCACCUCUGUAAAUCAUAUGCUCCACCCUCUUCUUCAUCAUCCUAAACUUCCUUCUGUUUUGAAGUACCCGAAGCUUCGAUCUUCCUUUCGAUACCGGUAUUCAAGAGUUCGACCUGCUUCUGCUCUUGUUGCGACCGAAUCGGAGACAAUCACUGAGCCCAAAGAUUCAGCUGACUUGUUUGCAUGUCCUGUUUGUUUUGAACCACUUAUAAGAAAAGGCCCUCCUGGCUUCAAUUUGCCGGCAAUCUAUCGUUCAGGUUUCAAGUGUGUAAAGUGUAACAAAUCAUAUUCAAGUAAAAACAUGUAUCUCGAUCUUACACUAAUUGCUGGUGCAAAAGAAUACGUUGAAGCUCAACCUUCUCGGACUGAGUUAUUUCGGAGCCCGCUUGUUUCAUUUUUGUAUGAACGUGGAUGGCGUCAAAAUUUCAACCUUACUGGUUUUCCUGGUCCCGAUGAGGAGUUCAAGAUGGCUCAAGAGUACUUCAAGCCGGCAGAAGGUGGAAUUUUAGUAGAUGUUAGUUGUGGAAGCGGUUUGUUUUCCCGCAAGUUUGCAAAAUCUGGGACCUACUCAAAAGUCAUAGCUCUUGAUUUUUCUGAAAAUAUGCUCCGUCAAACUUAUGAUUUUAUAAAAGCCGACGAUACAAUUUUAAGCUCCAAUCUUGCACUUGUAAGGGCAGACGUUUCCAGGCUUCCAUUCCCAUCGGGUUCAAUCGAUGCAGUUCAUGCUGGUGCAGCUUUGCAUUGUUGGCCAUCUCCUUCUAAUGCAAUUGCAGAAAUUAAUCGUGUAUUGCGAAGUGGUGGUGUGUUUGUUGGUACAACAUUUCUGCGAUUGACUUCAUCAACUCCUGCUAUACUAAGGCCAUUUGAUCGGGGGACUGCUGGGACUUAUAACAACCUAACAGAAGAAGAGAUUGAAGACUUGGUCAAAUCAUGUGGUUUCACAAAUUACACAUCCAAAGUUCAGCAAGCUUUCAUCAUGUUUUCUGCACAAAAGCCUUGAAUAAUACUGAUUCAUUGCAAUUAAUACUGAUUCUACAAAGAAAAACUGAGAAGGUGAAUAUGUAUUUCUAAUUUUUGACAAUUUUUUUAAAACUGCAUUUGUUAAAUUCUUUUUUUUUUUAAUGAGAAACACGUAUCUUGCAAAACAAUCUGUAAGGAGUUUCCGCAAUGAUUUAUGGUGGCUUGAGUGGA